This is a messenger RNA of Penicillium odoratum, 705 nucleotides long. RefSeq names its product DUF3716 domain-containing protein. NCBI's taxonomy places the organism in Eukaryota, Fungi, Ascomycota, Eurotiomycetes, Eurotiales, Aspergillaceae. The record is from RefSeq and is a predicted model, not a curated record. The transcript has a single exon. Bases 1 to 705 code for a protein of 234 amino acids.
AUGGCUCAAUCAUCGUCAUUCCCACCACUCUUGCACACCCGGGAUGGAAAUCACCCCGGAUGGUGGGCGACUGCUGCAUCUCGCGGCUCGUGGAAAGCUGGCAGUCGUCUGAUAUACCAGUCAGACUCUCUUCUGUCCCAGCUGCACCAGCUCCCACCCGUUCGAGAACCUGCCACCCUCUUCCCAAGGGAUGCAGCCAAGUUCUUCAACGCGGUUGGCAAAAGUCCCAGGAACGUUGAAGCACUUGUUGCCCAGGCAGUGGGGGUUCGCAUGGAUGCUGACCACCAGUGUCAAUGUUGCAAGCAUGGAUAUGGCGUAUUUGCGUCUUGUGUCAUUGUGCCCAGCCUGUCUGGUCUCAUUCAUGGCUGCGCAAAUUGUCACUGGGCCAGAGGAAAUAAUAAGUCUUUUUGCAACUUCAGACUCGAGAAAGUUCCGCCCACUGCACCCAUCGAGGAAAACAUUUCGACGACUGAGCCCAUCGAUGAGGCUCCACUGCCUGCUCCCAGAACAGGCAUUCAGGUCAAGGGAAUGGCUCUUGAGAAGCUUCACAAUGCAAUGGAGAAGGAGUUGAUGGCGAUGAAAUCUACUCAGCAUGAGUUCUCGGCUGCGAUGGACCACCACAACAGACGUCUGCAGGGAAUCAUGAACGUGCAUAAGAAGCUUUUGAACGCAGCUGCCACGACUGAAGAGGAGGAAGUUGUUUGA